Oncorhynchus mykiss (rainbow trout) is the source of this 2485-nucleotide messenger RNA. RefSeq names its product peripherin 2a (retinal degeneration, slow) (gene prph2a). Gene Ontology annotation, cellular component: plasma membrane. Gene Ontology annotation, biological process: visual perception. NCBI's taxonomy places the organism in Eukaryota, Metazoa, Chordata, Actinopteri, Salmoniformes, Salmonidae. The record is from RefSeq and is a predicted model, not a curated record.
AUGGCACUAAUGAAGGUCAAGUUUGACCUGAAGAAGCGGGUGAAACUGGCCCAGUUCGUAUGGCUGAUGUACUGGUUCUCAGUGAUGGCAGGCGUGCUGGUCUUCAGCAUGGGUCUGUUCUUUAAGAUCGAGCUGCGUAAGCGCUCAGAGAUGAUGGACAACAACGAGAGCCACUUCGUUCCUAACCUACUAAUCGGCGUGGGGCUGCUGGCCUGUGGGAUCAAUGCCAUGGGAGGCAAGAUCUGCUAUGACUCCCUGGACCCCAGCAAGUUCUCCAGGUGGAAGCCUAUGCUCAAACCCUUCCUAGUCUCCUGUGUGGUUUUCAACUGUCUCCUGGUGCUGACGGCUCUCCUCUGCUUCCUUAUGAGGAUCCCUCUCCAGUUCACGCUGGCCGAGGGCCUGAAGAACGCCCUGAAGUUCUACAAGGACACAGACACGCCGGGACGCUGCUACAUGAAGAGAACCCUGGACCAGAUGCAGAUGGAGUUCCGUUGCUGCGGCAACAACAACUUCAGGGACUGGUUCGAGAUCCAGUGGGUCAGCAAUCGCUACCUGGACUUCAGUGCCAAGGAAGUAAAAGAUCGUAUCGGCAGCAACGUGGAUGGGAAGUACCUGAUGGAUGCUGUUCCAUUCAGCUGCUGUAACCCCGGCUCCCCGCGGCCCUGCAUCCAGUACCAGGUGACCAACAACACGGCCCACUACUCCUAUGACCACCACACCGAGGACCUGAACAUCUGGAAACGGGGCUGCCGCGACGCUCUGAUUUCCUACUACGGAGGCAUGAUGAACAGCAUAGGAGCCCUGGUGCUGCUUGUCACUAUUCUGGAGGUUAUUGUGAUGAUCGGCCUCCAGUACGUGAAUACCUCCUUGUCUAACCUGGCCAACCCAGAGGACCCAGAGUGUGAGAGCGAAGGCUGGAUCCUGGAGAAGACAGUGAAGGAGACGUUUACUGACAUCAUGGACAAGAUGAAAGCCAUGAGUAAAGGCAAUGCAGUGGACGAGGCCGGAGUGGAUGGUGUCGCCACGGGCAGCUGAACAAGACACAUUGACACAAACUGAGACAUUCCCACCGAGGGGAAGAAAGGCAGAUUGAACAACUCCUUUGCAUAUAUUACACAAAAUACACACAUAAUACACACAUACAUGCCCGACACACACAAUACUGUCCAUCUGAAGGGAAAACUGAAAUGGACACAAAUGGACUCUUGAGUACAUGUCAGCACUUACGAUAUGUUGAAUGUACGAAUGCAUGAAUGUAUGUAUAAGUCACAUUAUAACCAAUUUCCAAUAUGCCCUCCCCCACUCCAAUACACACAGACUAACAAACAAUACACACUUUUUCUAAAACUCAUACCUUUUCCACACACACACACACACGCACACACACACACACACGCACAUACACACACACCUCUCCUCCAACCCCAGCUUUGCUACUCUGCUUCAGUUUUCUUACGUUCUGUAUAAUUCUGCUCUGUUUCAUAUUUUAUUUUUAGCCCAUUUUCUAUAAAACGAGGGAAAAACUAAACACCACCCAGUGUCAUGAAAAUGCAUAAUGUCAGAUGUUUUGCAUUGCACUGUGAAAAUGCAUUUUUAAGAGUAAGGUCAGGAAACCAGGUAUGUUGUGUUUUAUGGAUAAUGUGGGGCUGGUGGUUGUGGCGCAACCCGCUUCCCUUCCCAGAGAGGACGUUAAAGUGGAAAGGUUAAAUGUUAAUUCAUAUCCCAAGGAAAUAUGUUUUGGAUCCACCUGUAGUGCAGUUUUUUCUAUUAGAUAAUUCCUAGAAAAUUCCAAAGAAAAGGACUGAAACACCCCAGAUAUCAACUCUUUAAAGUUCUUAAUUUCUAACUUAAUUUGAGAGAUGGAGGAGGGCUGGAGACUCCUGGGCUGGAAGAGGUGGAUCCAUUUCACCCUAACCCGAUGUUGUUGAAGUUUGGGAAGGAGGGCUGGAGACUCCUGGGCUGGAAGAGGUGGAUCCAUUUCACCCUAACCCGAUGUUGUUGAAGUUUGGGGAGGAGGGCUGGAGACUCCUGGGCUGGAAGAGGUGGAACCAUUUUAUGCUAACCGAUAUUGUUGAAGUUUGGGGGUGAGGGGCUAAAGGAGACGUGGCGGGGGUGAACCAGGGGUGACCCCAAAGUUGAGGACAUUUGAGACUGGCAGCUAAACCCCUGGCCUCUGACCCCUGAACUCUGACCCCAGCCGUCUGCUCUGUGAGGUCACUCAGCAGGUCCAAUCAGCAUUCUCUUAUUGGAUUAUCAAGAGCUACUGUACAUACCCACACACUCACAGACCAACUCCCAGGCUACUGUUGUCUUUGUAAAUAGUCUAGUAUUGAUACAUAACUUUUUUUUAACCGUGUAAUUCAUUUAAAUUAUUUUAUUUACUGUAAAGAAAAUGUUUUGCCAUGAGAAAUCCUUCUGUUUUUCUUUCUGUAUGUUGUGUAGAAGGAUGAUGAGGCCAUUGUGUAAAUGAAAAUGUUAAUAAAGA